Hevea brasiliensis (rubber tree) is the source of this 1006-nucleotide messenger RNA. Its product is annotated as ras-related protein RABA5a. The transcript has 2 exons. Bases 76 to 750 code for a protein of 224 amino acids. NCBI's taxonomy places the organism in Eukaryota, Viridiplantae, Streptophyta, Magnoliopsida, Malpighiales, Euphorbiaceae. Gene Ontology annotation, cellular component: endosome. The record is from RefSeq and is a predicted model, not a curated record. Gene Ontology annotation, molecular function: GTP binding; GTPase activity.
GAGAGAUCUACAAUCUACUCGGUCAGUUGCGCUUAACAUGCUUUUAUAAAGUGACAAUCUGGCGAAGGGCAUAAGAUGGAAGUUUAUUCUGAGGAGGAAAAAACAGAGGAUUACCUUUUCAAAAUUGUAUUAAUUGGAGAUUCAGCUGUUGGGAAAUCAAAUUUGCUUGCAAGAUUUGCUAGGAAUGAAUUUUAUCCAAACUCAAAGUCGACUAUUGGUGUAGAGUUUCAAACCCAAAAAAUGGAUAUUGAUGGAAAAGAAGUUAAAGCACAGAUCUGGGAUACAGCAGGACAGGAACGCUUUAGGGCUGUUACAUCUGCAUACUAUAGAGGUGCCGUGGGAGCUCUCUUGGUCUAUGAUGUUAGUAGGCACCUCACAUUUGAUAGCGUUGGCAAAUGGCUUAAUGAGCUUCAUACUCACUCCGACAUGAAUGUAGUAACUAUACUCAUUGGCAACAAGACUGAUCUGAAGGAUGCUAGAGAGGUAUCCACAGCCGAAGGCAAGGCCUUAGCUGAGGCACAGGGUUUGUUUUUCAUGGAAACUUCAGCUCUUGAUUCCUCCAAUGUAACUGCUGCAUUUCAGACAGUUGUUAAAGAGAUUUACAAUAUAUUAAGCCGAAAAGUUAUGUCUAAUGAAUUCAACAAACAGGAUGCUCCCUUGAUGGGAGAUGGGAAGACUGUGGUUUUACAAGGGGAUGAUAUAAACCAAGAAGGUAAUCCAGACCCUCAGAAAGGAGGAGGGUGUUGUUAGUCUUAAACCUACAGGACCGUAAGUGCUAGUUAAUUAUUUCCCAUUGCUAGUUGUAUGAUCCUGAAUUUGCCUCUCAUGUUGACCAUGUUUCUUCUUCUCCAUUGGUUCUUUUUCUUGAUUUUGUCAAAAUGUUUCUUUAGUAGCAUGUCUGUUGUUCUGAGUUUAUGAUGGCUGAAGAAGAUAAAUUGAGUCACAAGUGUAAAUGACCGGAAGGGGAUUUAAAAUUAUUACAUGAUGAUAUAUGGUGUUCAAAUAA